Molecule: messenger RNA, 900 nt
Organism: Saccostrea cuccullata (small rock oyster)
Lineage: Eukaryota; Metazoa; Mollusca; Bivalvia; Ostreida; Ostreidae
Exons: 6
Coding region: 1-900 (299 amino acids)
Source: RefSeq, a predicted model, not a curated record
AUGUCCAAUUUCUCUGUUGUCCUUAUCGUGGUAGUGAUAACUUUUCACGAUGGUCAGUGUUUCUCAUCUGGGGGAACUGUUUACACCCGAUGGGGCCGCACGACGUGUCCACCGACAGCAACCAUUAUUUAUUCAGGUUAUGGUGGAGGAACUCAUCGCCAGCACCAAGGAGGUGCAGUUGAACCGCUCUGUUUACCGACAAAUCCAGAGUGGGGAUGGUGCCAUAACAAUGAGUCAGACUACUCCAGAGGACUGGUAUAUGGAGCUGAAUACAAACUUUUCAAAGAUGUCAUAAUGCCUAAGGCUUAUCUCUACAACGGUGAAGUGCCGUGCGUGGUCUGUAGGACUCAAAACGACAAGUCCGUCUUAGUUAUUCCAGCAAGAAAAACUUGUUAUGAGGGAUGGAAAGUAGAAUACUGGGGAUAUCUGAUGUCUGGAAAAUACCGUCAGCCCUCUUCCUCCACCUUCACCUGUAUGGAUGCUGAACCUGAGGCUCUGGGAAGGAUAGGACCGGGCUCGGGCGACAUUGAAGAACUAUUUGGUAUUAAAGUUGCCACCAGAUGUUCGGCUAUUAAUUUCACAGAUGACAAGAAAACUACUAGGGGGAUGAAGCGUAAAACGCAGACCCCAGGUAAUCUCAGAAGCAGGACUGUCUCGAGCAAUGUUAUAGAUGAGGGAGAGACAUAUGCCCCCAUAUUGGAAAUUAUUUCACACUUGGAAGCUGGUGCCAAUGUUGAAGUCAACAGGUUCCUCAAGACUGGUUCUAAGGAGGUAAUGUUGGCAGAUUGGGAAUCACCGUUGGUUCUUUGUCCAUCCAAGGAGCAAGUUGAUGGAACUGCUGCACCUUCAAACGAGACAAGCAGUCACAUAGAAUAUUUUCCUUGGUACCCAGAUGCCUAG